AUGGCUGCCAAUCUCAAGCUCGCCGCCUUGUGCCUGCUCCUCUUCGUCUCGUCCCUCCCUUUGCUCGCCCGCGCCGAGUGCGAGUGCGAGACCGGCGAGGAGGAGCACGACAAGGCGGGCGCGCUAAAGCUCAAGAUCAUCGCCAUCUUCUGUAUCCUCGUGGCCAGCGCCGCGGGUUGCGCCAUUCCCUCGCUCGGCCGAAAGUUCCCGGCGCUGAGCCCGGACAAGGACCUGUUCUUCGUCAUCAAGGCCUUCGCGGCGGGGGUUAUUCUCGCCACGGCCUUCGUGCACAUCCUCCCCGAGGCCUUCGAGCGGCUCGGCUCGCCGUGCCUCGUCGACGGGCCAUGGCAGAAGUUCCCGUUCGCCGGAUUCGUCGCCAUGCUCGCGGCCAUUGCCACCCUCAUCGUCGACACCAUUGCCACGGGAUACUUCCAGCGCGCGCACGCCAAGAAUACAUCCGCGGCCGUCGGGUACGUGGAGGCCUCCGACUCCGAGCAGGCGCACGGUGGGCACUCCCACGGCGUGUCCGCCGUCAUCGCGUCGUCAUUCUCCGACGACGGCGCGCAGCUCAUCCGUCACCGCGUCAUCUCGCAGGUGCUGGAGCUGGGGAUCAUAGUGCACUCGGUGAUCAUCGGCAUGUCUUUGGGUGCAUCUGAGAAUGCCAGCACGAUCAAACCACUCGUGGUGGCGCUAACUUUUCAUCAAUUCUUCGAAGGGAUAGGGCUGGGAGGAUGCAUCGUUCAGGCUAGGUUUCGCCUCAAGUCUGUCUUGAUGAUGGCGCUCUUCUUCUCACUCACGCUGCCAGUUGGUGUCGUGAUCGGCAUCGGGAUAUCCUCUGCUUACGACGAGAAUAGCCCUAGGGCCCUAAUUGUGGAAGGGCUCCUCAGCGCUGCCGCCGCCGGAAUUCUGAACUACAUGGCGCUCGUCGACCUUCUAGCGGAAGAUUUCAUGAAUCCUAGGGUGCAGAACAACGGAAGGUUGCAGGUCGCAAAAACCUACCGGUUCUCGAUGCGGAUGGAGCUGGAGGUGGGGAUUCAGAUCGGAUCUGCUUCCACCUCCAUCAUGCCAUUUGCCUCCCGGGUGAAAGCCCUAACUACGAUGGGCACCUUGGGCUCUAUUCCCUUCUUGAAGGCGCCGCCUUGGAAGAUAGUUGGCCAGUGGACACUGUUGGGUUGGUGUUGGUGGCGCUCUGGAUCAGGAGGUGGUGCGGUGUGGAUCUAUCGCAUUAGCGGCAACGGGUCUCGGCGAUGCACGUGUGUUGAUGGACGCGCACAUGGUAGUGGCGUUGUCUGGCGUCGUGGUGGCAUCGACGGCAAUUGGGCCUGGCAAGCUCAAUGUGUGAACGCUCCUGAAGUUGGGACAACGGAAGAUGGCGGCGCAUAUUCUUGA
Molecule: messenger RNA, 1389 nt
Organism: Triticum aestivum (bread wheat)
Lineage: Eukaryota; Viridiplantae; Streptophyta; Magnoliopsida; Poales; Poaceae
Product: zinc transporter 9-like
Exons: 5
Coding region: 1-1389 (462 amino acids)
Biological process (GO): zinc ion transmembrane transport
Cellular component (GO): plasma membrane
Molecular function (GO): zinc ion transmembrane transporter activity
Source: RefSeq, a predicted model, not a curated record